Culex quinquefasciatus (southern house mosquito) is the source of this 1738-nucleotide messenger RNA. RefSeq lists its product as uncharacterized. Lineage: Eukaryota; Metazoa; Arthropoda; Insecta; Diptera; Culicidae. The transcript has 4 exons. The coding region runs from base 1065 to 1724 and encodes 219 amino acids. The record is from RefSeq and is a predicted model, not a curated record.
UUUUUUGAAAACUUUUUAAAGCUUAUAAAAGAUAAGUUCAUUGUUGACGAUUGUUCAAAAUUAGUUUGAAUAAUGGCGAGCCAACGUAACGCGAUCCUGCUGGUCGGGAUACUAUUUCUGAUUCAACGCGGAACAUGCCAAUUGGACGUCGUUACAACUGGCGUUGAUCCAACAGCAACCACUACUGCUGCGCCUGUUACUGCGCGAACAACAAUCGCAUUUACAAAAACAGGUUUAACAUCGGGAUUCAAUGUUUCAAGCAAAAACAGCAUCCCCAGAGUCCAAGAUCAAACUAACCAGACGCUCGCAGCUUUAAACCAAACCGUUGAAAUCGUGACAACCGCUCUAGCGAACAUCUCAACCGAUGUGAAGGACUCUUUGGAUGAGGCAGUUCAGAACAUAUCGAAGAUUGUCUCAACUGGAGCCGAAUUUAAACUGGUCGAGAACGGAUUGAAAAGUCUCGCGACGGUCGCAAAGACCCUUAUUGAUGCUGCCGACAAGAGAAUGGAUCGUUCUCUGGCAAGUCUGGGAACACUGCUCAAAGCUUCCAUUGCCGCGAUAGUAAAAUUGGAACGAGAUAACCUGGGCAGGAUGAAGCUGUCGUCGGAUGAGAAAACGGCUGCCAGGAACUUGCGAUCACUCGAGAACUCGUUCUACAGAAACCUGUCCACGUGUUUGAGCACGUUUAACGGAAGCAUCUCGUCGGAAAUAGGAACCGUUGAAAACAUGGUGGAUACGUUGCUCAGCGAAGGUCAAUCAACUGCGGCGGAUCUGGCCAAGGCUGGGUGCCCUUCAAAGAGUGUAGUGCCUUGCUGAGGGCAGCUGCUACGACUGUGGCAGCGUGGAAUACUGCCAUCUCCGGUACUCUCAACAAGCUACCAAAUGUUAAUGAACUGACGCAAUGCAUUGCCACUCAGGUUAAUUUGGGCAAGGUGGAGUUUGCAACGUUGUUCAAGAACAUUGCUCCUCCGGUAGAUCUAAGAGCUGUCCUGACGAACAAUACCUAUUCCCUGCAGUCUUUUAUCCGAUCAGCUUUGUCCAAUUUCAGCACCAGCUACCAGAAAAUGAUCAAACCAGUAACCAGUAGAAUCAACCUGCUUCGCACCGUCGUUAGUCGCAACGCUCUAACCGACCCCAAAACGAUCAUUCAAAACAACUUCAAACCGAUCACAACCGUUGACGACUCCACCGUACAGGUUGUCAACACUCUGCUCCCAAAGAUUACCACCCUCCACCGACGGGCAAUCGCCGCUCUCAUCAACAAGGACACCACCGUUUCAGCCAGGAUCAAUCAAGCGAUCGGCAAGGACACCAGCCCCAACGGUACGGCCGAGUGCGAUGCAGCCAUCCAGAACAUCACCGCCAUCAAGUCGACGUUUAACAGCUCCGUAAUCGCGUGCCACCUGACCCUAGAACCGUCAAUCUCGACCCUUCUCACGGACGUGACCUCGACCACCAACGCAACCAUGGUGCUGUUCAACGCUCAAAUGGACUCCGUUGCAGGUUUCAAUACGGCCGCCAUGCAGCAACAGGCUGCCCAGCUGAAGAACAAGCUGGCUGCCGGUCCGCAGCUUUCGGCGAAUGUGACGAAAACGGUGACCGAUGCGGUAAACAAGGCCUACGGAACACUGGAGAAAUGCGUUAACGACGCGGUUAAGGAGGCCGUUGGUGAUCUUGACGAUAAGAGCAACCCGGUUAUCAAGAGUUGUCUGGUGAUUGCUUAGGUAAUUUCAUGAAA